AUGACUGCACCUCGACAAGAAAGAGAUAUUUUGAAAUUAUGUAAAUUAAAUAUUAAUUCAUCGAUAACUGUUCCCGGUAAAUGUAAUAAUCUUAAUGAUCUUAUAAAAGCUCACCCCAUUUUUUCUAUAUAUAAAGAUGGUAUCAAACGCAAAUUAGAUCAAAUGAAAUUUGAAGGUGGGGAAGGUGGCGAUACUACAGCAUUUUUAGCCGAAUUUCGUUCACAUUGUGAUAAAGCGGAAAUUGAUAAUCCACAAGAAAUUAAAUAUCGUCUCUUGAGAACAUAUUCAUCGAAUGAAUUUUUUAAAACCGAAUUCUCAAAACGUGUAACUGGCGUCACAUCGAUAGAUGAAAUUUAUAAAUUAUACAGCGAAGUUAUUUCAGAUAGUUCAAAAGCAAUUAAAUAUGGUCCUGAAUUUUUGAUAGCCAUAAAACAUCUUGCAACUGGUAAAUAUUUAUCAAGUAGUGAGAUAAAUUAUAAAACAGGAUCUAAAAGACAAGUGGUAUUUUGUGGUGAAAAAAUGCUCAAUGAAAAUUGUUGGUGGUAUCUAAACUGUGAAAAUCAAAGCCAUAAAGAUGAAUUUCAAAAAAAUAAAGUUUUGUAUGAUGAUGAUGUUUAUUUGACUCAUAAAAAAACCGGAACGACUUUAUCAAUGAGCGACUUUUAUAGGUCUCCUAGAACGUCUUAUGCAGAAGUCAAGAUGUCACUUUCGAGAUUGAAAGAUGAUAACGAAAACAAGAACGACAAGAACGAUACCAAACCAUUAAUAUUUCAAGAAGUCGUCGGACAUAAAGAAAAAAUUGGUAGAGAUGAUGAGUGGCUUAUCGAAAAGAGAUGA
Rhizophagus irregularis DAOM 181602=DAOM 197198 is the source of this 837-nucleotide messenger RNA. The record is from RefSeq and is a predicted model, not a curated record. NCBI's taxonomy places the organism in Eukaryota, Fungi, Glomeromycota, Glomeromycetes, Glomerales, Glomeraceae.